This is a messenger RNA of Tremella mesenterica DSM 1558, 2034 nucleotides long. RefSeq lists its product as uncharacterized. Lineage: Eukaryota; Fungi; Basidiomycota; Tremellomycetes; Tremellales; Tremellaceae. The transcript has 15 exons. Gene Ontology annotation, biological process: glucan catabolic process. The record is from RefSeq and is a predicted model, not a curated record. Bases 1 to 2034 code for a protein of 677 amino acids. Gene Ontology annotation, molecular function: beta-glucosidase activity.
AUGUUCUCUGCGCGACGAGCAGAGCUUAGCCAUGUAGCCUCUGGACCUCGGUACACAGAUUUUGUCACUCAGUUUCCCUCCCCAUUCACCGCUGCGGCGUCUUUCGACAGAGAUUUAAUCGAGGAGAGAGCUAUCAGGAUCGGGGGAGAGUUCGUAGGGAAGGGUAUCAACGUCGAAUUGGGUCCGAUCACUGGAGGUCCUCUCGGAAGAUCACCGUUUGCCGGGCGGAAUUGGGAAGGAUUCUCACCCGAUCCUUACUUAUCCUCCACCAUGUCAUUCUUAACCGUCCGUGGAAUGCAAUCAUCCGGUCUGAUCACUUGUGCGAAGCAUUACUUCCUAUACGAACAAGAACCCGUUUGCACUGGUCCCGUGGUGGACGGAGGACGUACAGACUGUCAUGACGUGUCCAGCGAGGUUGAUGAUAAGACGGUACAUGAAUUAUAUCUUCCAAGCUUUGCAGAGGCUGUCCGAGCAGGUACGGGAAGUCUGACAGACCGCUCGUAUAAUCGUAUCAAUGGAACGGCUUCGUGUCAGAGUGACGACUCGAUGAACAGACUUUUGAAAGAUGAGCUGAAUUUUCAGGGAUUUGAUUUUGGCGCCGCGCACUCUACAGUCCCUUCCGCUCUUGCUGGCAUGGAUAUGGAAUUGCCUGGCGAGUAUUUCUAUGGUCGGCGACUUUACGACGCCGUCCUUCUGGGAGAAGUCCCAAUGUCUAGGCUGGAUGAUAUGGCGCAACGAAUCCUGACUCCCUACUUUGCUCAAGGCCAAUACAGAGAAUAUCCUGCCGUCAACUAUCAAAAAUACAAUCUUCGCGAUUCUGUCGAGGUCCACGGUAUGACAUUUCGCAAUCUUCACAUCAACAACAAGGGUGACAAUCAUCUGCUUGCCCGCAAGAUCGCAGCCGAGUCCACAGUCAUGUUGAAGAAUUCCGGUGUUUUACCUCUUAACGGAGUGAAGAGAAUUGGUAUCUUCGGGACUGAUGCGGAUUACCCUGCUACCAUGAGCGGAUGUGGUCCUGAUUUAUUCUGCGGUGUUGCUUCAGAUCGAUGGUAUUGGAAUGGUACGGUCACCAUCGGUGGUGGAUCCGGAGCGGCUUAUGCAGAUUAUAUCGCGGCUCCACUCGAAGCGAUUUCUCUCCGUGCUCGUCGUGAAGGUGCUCGUGUAGAUUAUGUGUUACAGGACGACCCAGCUCACUUCGGUGCAAUGUCAUGGAUCGCUUCUCAAUCGGAAGUCUGCCUGGUGUUCGUCUCCCUCUUCUUGGUCGAAAGCUGGGACCGAGAAAAUCUGAGGCUCGAUAAAGGAGGGGAAGAGUUGAUUAAACACGUUGAAGGUUCUUGUGCGGGAGAAGUGGUGGUUGUGCUUCACAUAGGAGGUCAAGUGGUCAUGGAAGACUGGCUGCCAUUCACGAUAGGUCGAAUGGCUUCUGAUUGGCCGACUGGCAAUAUAGUCCGUGACAUGUCACAAUCUACCAAGGAUAUCCCUCACUCGCCCCCCAAUGGGAAGAGAGAGACGUACCCUCGUUCUGUGUUCUCAGAAGGAACCGCUAUCGAUUAUAAGUGGUUCGACAAAUGGUCAAUCGAACCCAGGUUUGAGUUUGGCUUUGGUAUGAGCUAUACAUCAUUCGAGCUUUCCUAUCUGUCUUUGUCGGAGGAAUAUCGACCACAAAGUGACACUAUACAAAAUACCAACGAGCGAUACGAAGGCUCUGCAGAUCUGUAUGAUAUUCUGUAUGUAGCUCGGGUCAAGGUGACCAAUAUCGGGAAAGUUGCAGGUGCGGCCGUUCCACAGUUGUAUAUGUCAUUUCCUUCUUCCGAACCUGAUCAACCGCCAAACCAUCUGAGGGGAUUUGCGAAACCUUCCCUUAUCCCUGGUCAAGCGACCGUGGUGGAAUUCCCCUUAAGAAAGAAAGAUCUCUCCGUUUGGGAUGUGGAAAGACAAUUAUGGCGUAUCCCACAUGGUGUCUUCACAUUCCGAGUGGGACAAAGUAGUCGGGAUCUGCCGCUGGUGUUGGAAUCUCGGAUAAAAUCACGGUAG